AUGGGCUCUUCCAAGAAAUCUCCCUUCAGUGGGCAUCGCACAGUCCAAUCUUUUGUAAAAAAUAAUUCAUAUCAUGAUUCUUUCUUUGUCAUCAAGCGUGUUUCUGAGUUAAAUGAAACUUUUAAUUCUGUAUCUCCUUUUCUUGUACAGAAGGCGUUUGCAGCAACAAUAGGGGACGUCACUUCAAUCCGUAAAAUGCGUUCGGGUGACUUGCUUGUUGAAGUAAAUUCUAAAAAGCAAGCCCAACAAAUAAUGAAAUUGAAAGCUUUGGCUGAUAUCCGAAUUACUGUAAGUCCGCACUUAUCUUUAAAUUAUUCUAAAGGUGUUAUAACUUGUGGGGAAUUGUUUAAUGUUCUCCUUGAAGAAAUAGCAAAAGAAUUAAAACCCCAAGGAGUGACCAAUGUACAACAAAUCUCAAUCCGGCGGAACGAACAAAUACUUCCCACCAAACAUUACAUACUAACUUUCCAUAGCCGAAAUAUACCAGAAUUUAUAUAUGCCGGCUACAUAAAAUUACCUGUUAGACAUUUUAUUCCAAACCCAUUACGGUGUUUUCAUUGCCAGCGUUUUGGUCACUCGAAAGCCAACUGCCGCGGGACACUCACUUGCGCCCGCUGUGCUGAGAAAGGCCACGAUAGUCAGCAGUGUAGCGCACCCGAAAAAUGCGCAAACUGCGAUAGCAGUCAUGCAUCAUUCUCUCGAACUUGUGAACGUUGGCAACUGGAAAAACGGAUAAUAACAACUAAAGUAAUAGAAAACAUAUCCUAUCCAGAAGCCAGGCGAAAGGUUUUGUCCCAAACACCUAAACCUGGUAUAAGUUAUGCAGCUGUUGUACAAAAACCAUUCUGUGAAAACUGUUCAUGCUCUAACUGUACAAAAAGCAAUCUAAAAACAAAACCGAACCCUAAAAUUUCAGAUUCUGAAUCAGAAAAUUCUACAAUAAGUAUUCCUGAAACUAAUGAAAUUGAAACGCACAAAAUAAAAUCCAAAUCCUACAAAUCCCUGAAGCUAAAGCUUUCAAAACGUGGCCUGUCUGCAAAGGAUUUAAAUACAAAAUUUAAAAAGUCAAAUUUGCGUUCAUCUGUCGCACUGGGACUCGCAAACCAAGGUGUCGUCCAUAAGGACUUAACGUCCAUUUUUGGUGGAGCAUCCAAGAGUUCCGAAUUAAUCUCGCUUCAUCCAUCUGAGGGGGAGGAUGAAGAACUGAAAAUGAGUUGCGAUGCCUCGCAACCUCCACCCAUUGUCCCUAAUUCUUUACCAGCAACAAGAAUUUCUUAA
This is a messenger RNA of Argiope bruennichi, 1278 nucleotides long. RefSeq lists its product as uncharacterized. Lineage: Eukaryota; Metazoa; Arthropoda; Arachnida; Araneae; Araneidae. The record is from RefSeq and is a predicted model, not a curated record. Gene Ontology annotation, molecular function: zinc ion binding; nucleic acid binding. Bases 1 to 1278 code for a protein of 425 amino acids. The transcript has a single exon.